Meira miltonrushii is the source of this 1722-nucleotide messenger RNA. RefSeq names its product SKN1-domain-containing protein. Gene Ontology annotation, cellular component: endoplasmic reticulum membrane; plasma membrane. Gene Ontology annotation, biological process: fungal-type cell wall organization; (1->6)-beta-D-glucan biosynthetic process. Gene Ontology annotation, molecular function: glucosidase activity. The transcript has a single exon. The record is from RefSeq and is a predicted model, not a curated record. The annotation marks the transcript as partial. NCBI's taxonomy places the organism in Eukaryota, Fungi, Basidiomycota, Exobasidiomycetes, Exobasidiales, Brachybasidiaceae.
ACAAAUCCUCUCGGUUGGGAUACGAUUGACAACGGAAGAGCCGAACCUGACGAUUAUCUACACGACCCCAAAAAGGAGGAACCUGUCCAAGAUAAUGGUUGGUCACCAUCUCGUGGGAUACUCAAUUUGGGAACUAUGAUCAUUUUGGCGGCAGGUAUAUUGACUCUUUUUGCCGGAUAUCCAAUUAUCUCAUAUUUCGAUACUCGACGAGCUACCACAAAAGGAGCUUUUGGACUUGGAGGUACAAAUGCUACCGGUCAAGUCGCCAUGAUGCCUAGCACUAUGAGAGGUGAUUUGAUCGAUGCAGAUACACCGGAAGAUGCAAAAACACGAAUUGGAACUGACGGUACAACGAAAUACAAUCUAGUAUUUUCUGACGAAUUCAACGUUGACGGUAGAAGUUUUUAUCCUGGUGAUGAUCCGUUUUGGGAAGCAGUGGAUUUGCAUUAUUGGGGAACGAACAACUUUGAAUGGUACGAUCCUGCAGGUGUGACCACGAGCGAUGGUGCAUUGCACAUCACUCUCAGUCAGACACCCGAACACAAUCUCAACUUCCGCGGUGGUAUGGUAUCGACAUGGAACAAGUUCUGUUUCACGGGAGGAUACAUUGAAGUAUCUGUUCGUUUGCCAGGUAAGCACAAUGUUCCAGGUUUGUGGCCAGCUGCAUGGACGAUGGGUAACUUGGGUAGAGCUGGAUACGGUGCCUCUUUGGAAGGUACAUGGCCAUACUCUUACGAACAAUGCGACGUUGGUACAUUGCAAAACCAAACUGACGUUAAUGGAAAUCCUCAAGCAUCGCAAACUGGAGGUGAUGUGAUGUUCAACAGAAAGCACCAUACCAAAGCACUUUCCUUCAUGUCCGGUCAACGUCUUUCUGCUUGCACAUGCCCAGAAGAUUAUCCUCAAUUGCAUCCGGGCCCAGUAAUGCCCGAUGGAACUUUAAAGGGUAGAGCAGCACCUGAAAUUGAUAUUUUUGAAGCACAAGUGACAAACGGUAAGAAAUUGAGUGUUUCUCAAUCAUGUCAAUUUGCGCCAUUCAACUACAAGUAUGAAGCAGCAAAUACGACCGGACCAGCGUGGACGUUGUUUCAAGAAAGUAGUCAGCACAAUACGUAUACCGGUGAAAUCACACAACAAAGUGCAAGUACUGUUACGGAUGCCAGUCAAGUUGCUGUGCAAUAUGGUGGUGAUGAUAGUUUUGCAGCGUAUGGAUUCGAAUAUGAGCCAGGAGCGAAUGGAUAUAUUGAAUGGGUUUCAGACGGAAAGCCUUCGUGGAAAAUGAAUCCCGCUUUCAUGGAACCCGAUCCGAUUGCGCAAAUCGGUGCUCGAGUUGUACCUCCAGAGCCGAUGUAUGUGAUUAUGAAUUUGGGUAUUUCGGAGAAUUUCGCAACGCCCAAUUGGGAUCAAUUGGCUGACCUUUGGCCGUUCAUCAUGAGUGUGGAUUACGUUCGUGUUUAUCAACCCGAGAAUGCAAUUAAUGUUGGAUGUGAUCCACCGGAUUUCCCAACUUUUGAUUUCAUCAAUCGUCAUAUGGAUGCUUAUACCAAUGCAAAUUUGACCAUUUGGGGUGGUACGGAAGCGCAAGGUGGAUAUCAAGAGAAUUGGCCACGUAAUAAAUUGAAUCCUAAUGGAUGCAGUGCACAAUUGUACAAUUAUCCUGGAUCGCCAACAUCACCCAAACCACAUGCACCAGCUUUCGCCGAAAGCCAGAUUGGUAAUGGC